CCGCCUCUACCGCACAUCGGCCAUCUUCCUCUCCUCCUCGAGAUCCUUCCUCUCUUCCUCCCAUGGUGCAUGCCAACGGCGACAUCACUGCGCCCCUGCUUGACGUCGGCCCUCCCGAGGUGGCCCUCGACCUCAAUCGCUUCCUCGAUCGAGGAAGCGAGGCGGCGGGGCCGCCGCCGGAGAACCCUUUCGAGUUCUUGGGCGCGACGCCUCUUGUCCUGCCCCAGAUGAGCCCGGUGGACCCAUUCCGCAACCACACACCCCACAUCGCCGGGCUUUACGAAUGGUGCAAGACGUUCUUCUGCCUGCCGAUCGCCGCCGCCCGGCUCGUGCUCUUAGGGAUCGCGAUCGCUGUGGGCUACGUGACGACGGUGGUGGCGCUCUACGGGUGGAAGGAUAAGGAAAGACCAAUGUCGCGGUGGCGGUCCCGCGUCAUGUGUGUCACCAGGCUCUGCGCCCGUUUCAUCCUCUUCUCCUUCGGAUAUCAUUGGAUUAAAAGAAAAGGAAGGCCUGCUUCAAGGGACAUUGCACCUAUAGUUGUUUGUAAUCAUGUCUCAUACAUUGAGCCAAUAUUCUUUUUCUAUGAACUAUUUCCAACUAUGGUUGCUUCAGAGUCACAUGAUGCAUUACCCUUCGUUGGAACCAUUGUUAGAGCAAUGCAGGUUAUAUAUGUUGAUAGGUUCUCACAACAGUCGAGAAAGCUCGCAAUUCAUGAAAUAAAGAGAAAGGCUUCUUCCAAUGACUUUCCGCGUAUUAUGCUAUUUCCUGAGGGGACCACUACAAAUGGGAGAUUCCUCAUUUCAUUUCGGCUUGGUGCAUUCAUUCCAGGCUUCCCAAUCCAACCGGUGGUUGUUCGAUACCCGUACAUACAUUUUGACCAAUCUUGGGGAAACAUUAAUUUGCUGAAGCUCAUGUUUAGAAUGUUCACACAGUUUCACAACUUCAUGGAGGUGGAAUACCUUCCUGUAGUCUUUCCAGAUGAGAGCAAACAACAAAACACAGUUCAUUUUGCAGAGAGGACUAGCUAUGCUAUGACAAAUGCACUUAAUGUUCUACAGACAUCUCAUUCCUUUGGUGACAUGAUGCUUUCUGCAAGAGCAACCGAACUUACAAAGGAGAGAGGCUCAAAUUAUAUGGUAGAAAUGGCAUGGGUUGAGAAUUCGUUUAACAUAAGCUCAUCUGAGGCAGUGUUACUUUUGGAUCAGUUUCUUGCUAUGAACCCAGAUUCCAAUGGACAUGUUCAAAUUCAUGGUUUUUUGACUGCUUAUGGGUUGGGGUGGAGUCCUCUAUGUGAAAAGAUAUUUGGCUAUCUGGACUUGGAAAAGAAGGGGUCAAUAACAUUUCGUCAGUUUUUGUCUGGGUCAGCACAGAUAAAAAAACAACCUACAUUUAUGACUGCUUGUGAGACAGCUUUCGCAAAAUUCAGUGAUAAUCUGACAGGCCACAUCUCUGUUGGAAAGAUGGGUCAUCCCAACCAGUCGAUAGUGCACGGCGCAAUCAGUGAAACUCUUUGUCAGCUGUUUGAUGCUGAUGGUGAUGGGAUUGUCAGCAGAGAUGAUUUCAUGGAUUGCCUACAGAAGCAUCCACUGCUUAUCGCGCUUUUUGCUGCAAAUGUGAAGUUUGAUGACCAAUUGGACACACUAUAACUGCAUACUAUAUUCAUUCAGCAAAUGUAGAAGCUUAUAUUAACCACUUAUUAGUACUUGCAUAUCGUAUUGAUUAUUGAAGAACCACUUUCAGCGGAUUGGCAGCCGACCAUUCAAUUGUAUUUUUUUCCUUAUAUUGAAUGGCGAAAAACACUGAUAUAAAUGGUGCAAGAUUAUGCUUUUCCACUUUGGAGGUAUAUGUAAUCCAUGGACCUUGGAACUUGUUUCAAUAUCGUUCCCAAAA
This is a messenger RNA of Musa acuminata subsp. malaccensis (wild Malaysian banana), 1890 nucleotides long. Its product is annotated as lysophospholipid acyltransferase LPEAT2. The record is from RefSeq and is a predicted model, not a curated record. NCBI's taxonomy places the organism in Eukaryota, Viridiplantae, Streptophyta, Magnoliopsida, Zingiberales, Musaceae. Gene Ontology annotation, molecular function: lysophosphatidylethanolamine acyltransferase activity; calcium ion binding. Gene Ontology annotation, biological process: phospholipid metabolic process.